AGAUUGCCGUCUCCUUAUGUAUAAUUAUCCACGGUAUAUUUGCGGUUUCUCAAUUCUAACAACACACAAAUGCGCACACGGCAGGCAGAAGAAGGCCCAAUAAACAAAGGAAGAAGGCCAUCCAUCACCCCUACCACUCUCUUCCAAUCCAUCCAUCCAUCCAUCCAUCCAUCCAUCUAUUUUGCAUUAUAACUCCUACCCACGUUGUUGUUCUUUCAUAUGUGGCAUCCGUGUCGACCGGUUUGCGCGUUGAAACAGGUGCAUACUAUUCCAAUACCUUCUCCCUCUUGUAAAUCCAAACCAAAAGGAAAACCCGAUACACAAACAAAUAAGGCAGCUCAACUGCAGCUAAGGGAUUGAUUGCCCAAUUGGACCCAGCAUCGACUAACAACGAUCCUCCCUCUAUUUCAUCAUCAAUUUCCCCCCUUUUGCCCACCCUCACAACUACCUUCUUUCCUUUCUCAGUUUUACUGGUAAUGGGAUCCUUCCCCUUUUCCUUAAAUCGUUCUAAAUUCAGUCUGGAGAGGGUAUAUACCGUUCUGGGUCUGGUUGUUUUGUUGGAUUCCUUGACCUUGACAGCUUAAAGUUUGCGCCUUUUUUCAGUUCUCGGAGCGGUUGGUUGGGGAAGUUUGAAGCUGUUGUUGUUGGUCGAGACAGAUCAUGUUGAUUUCUACUGUUGAAUUUCGUUUGUGAGGAAGAGCGAGAUAAGACCAUUGAUCUGGGCAAUUUUGAUUAAGCUGAUUUCUGAAGCUGACGUCUAGAUUUGGAAGAAAAAUGGGGUGUAUUGCUUCGAAGGAAGGUAGCCCUAGGGAGAGGUUGUCAUCGCGUAGGGGAGUGUCCUUCGAUAGGCGAGUUGCCCAUGUGAAUACAUCGGGAGGAAGGGAUGAAGGGAGUCGAUCAAGGAGUAUAUCAGACAGUGGUGAAGUUAAGGUCAUGUUGAUUGAGAAGAAGAAUCAUGGUUCCAGUAGGUACCAUAGUGAUCAGAUGGUGGAGUUAAGGUCGAAAGAUUAUCAAAUCGAGAAAAAAAUGGUGCCGAGACGUGAGGUUUCUGCUGCUGUUGCUACAACUUAUUCCAAGAGUGAGAGAAGGUCUGAGAUUACGGAUUUUAGCGAUCCUGCUUGGGGGAGGGUGCCAAAGAAUUUGGAGGCUGAGCAGGUUGCCGCUGGAUGGCCUGCCUGGCUUGUCUCAGUUGCUGGUGAAUCGAUCAAAGGUUGGGUUCCCCGGAAGGCGAAUUCAUUCGAGAAGUUGGAUAGAAUUGGACAAGGAACUUACAGCAGCGUCUACAAGGCACGUGAUGUCACUCACGAUAAGAUUGUUGCUCUUAAGAAAGUUCGGUUUGAUAAUAGUGAUCCAGAUAGUGUCAAAUUUAUGGCGCGUGAGAUUCUUAUCUUGCGCACGCUGGAUCAUCCUAAUGUUAUAAAGCUAGAAGGCCUGAUAACAUCACCAACAUCUUCAACAUUGUACCUUAUUUUUGAGUACAUGGAACACGACCUCACAGGAAUUGCUUCAAUACCAGGACUCAAGUUCACUGAACCUCAGAUAAAAUGUUACAUGAAGCAACUUUUGAGUGGACUUGAUCACUGUCAUAGCCGUGGUGUUCUGCAUCGUGAUAUCAAGGGUUCGAAUCUUCUGAUUGAUAACAGUGGCAUCCUAAAAAUUGCUGACUUUGGCUUGGCGAGUUUCUUUGACCCUAAGAGCAGUGCUGCAUUGACCAGCCGUGUUGUUACUCUUUGGUAUAGAGCUCCAGAACUUUUACUCGGGGCCUGCAACUAUGGAGUUGCUGUAGAUUUAUGGAGCACUGGGUGCAUACUUGGUGAAUUAUAUUCUGGAAAACCUAUCUUACCUGGAAGGACAGAGGUUGAGCAACUGCAUAAAAUCUUCAAGCUAUGUGGCUCACCAUCUGAUGAUUAUUGGAAGAAAUCAAAACUUCAUCAUUCUUCAGUAAUAAAGCCCCAACGUCCAUACAAACGAUGUGUUGGAGAAACAUUCAAGGAAUUUCCUGCUCCUGCUCUUGCGCUUUUAGAGACCUUACUGUCCGUUGAUCCUGUUCAGAGAGGGAAUGCCGCUCUAGUCCUGGAGAGUGAGUAUUUUGCGACAAGACCACUUGCUUGUGAUCCUUCAAGUUUACCCAAGUAUCCUCCCAGCAAAGAAAUUGAUGCUAAAAAGCGUGACGAGGAAGCUAGAAGUAUUUACUUUUGUAGACAAAGGCAAGCUGCCAUUAAGGGGAACGGACCAAAUGAAUCAAUGUCUAACAAGGGGCCUACUGGCAAUGCAGAUGUAUCCUCAACACAGAUUAGUCGUCAUUCCUAUUCGAAAGGCGAAAUGUCCCACUCAAUCAAGGACAAAAAUUUCUCUGGCCUCCUUGUCCAUCCCUCUAAGCAAAUUCAACCUGGAAAUGAAGGAAGACGGAGUUACAUGGAAAGCCAACGUCCGAAAGUUUCACAUUCUGGGCCGUUGGUCCAUGGUGGCUGGACCAAGUCUGGUCGAGAUCAUCAUGACAACAAUCAUCAUGGGGCAUCAGCUAGAAGCACCAACAUCUCAACAAUGUCUGGUCUAGUUGCUUCCAGGGCUGCAUUGCCUGAAGACCGCAUGGGAAAACCCAGUACUUCGCAGCCUGAUUCAGUAAAGCAAGGAGGAAGUAGGGCCCAUGGUUCACUAAACAGGUCAGACUACCCGAGAAUGGAAGACCGAAGUUUUCCAUCUCAAAGGGGAACAGAUUCUUCUUCUCAGGCUGGAAGUGGGCAACAACCGGGUAGUCGGGACCCUGGCCUGCAUAUUCGGGGGGCCAAGGGGAACAAGAUAUAUGUAUCUGGUCCGUUACUCGUACCAUCGAACAACGUGGAGCAAAUGCUGAAAGAGCACGAUCGUCAAAUACAAGAAUUUGCUAGAAGACGGCUUGACAAGGCAAAGCUCGGAAAAGGAGGUGUUCCUGUGAGGUAAUAGAACCUUCAGGAAAAUGUGGCAAUCAGUGGGGCAACGAGGCUUGAAGAAGAAAAGCUAACUUGAUUCAUGGAAGAGCUUGUUAGUAGCAGCUCUCAGUACCUCUCCUCUUUGUACAGUAGAGUGUUUUAAACAUCUUUUCUUCCCUUCCCUCUCUGCUUCAGUACACUAUGGUGCAGAUGGCAACAAUGACUGCCUAUGCAGAAGGAUUUAUCUCUUUUUUAAACAUUGAGAAGUGCCAAUUCUUAGUUGUCCGCUUACUGUGGGCGGUUGGUAACCGGUGUGUGGCUUCCUUCCUCCAUUAGCCCCUGGUUCAUAGAUUUGGCGAGAGUGAAGAAAAAGAGAAAUCUAUACUUGUAUUGUUUACAGAAGAGUUUUAGGAGAAGAAUCAAAACCAAGGUUUGAUUUAUGAUGAUGUAUUUUGUGUAGACCAGAUAUAUUUAUUUCUGCCCUGGUGGUGUACUGGUGUAUACAAGUUUCUUUCCCAUUUGCAAGCUUAACAGCUCCAAGAAUGAUGAUUCAGAGUAA
Messenger RNA from Linum tenue, 3468 nucleotides. Lineage: Eukaryota; Viridiplantae; Streptophyta; Magnoliopsida; Malpighiales; Linaceae. The record is from the annotation of a GenBank genome assembly.